AUGAUGAUUAUAUCUGGACUUGUUCUUAAAUCCAUCAUGACUCCAUUAGAUAUUUGGGCGUUCAAUGGAGUUUUGAUGAGUAUGAUUGCAAUUUACCUUUUUCUCAUUGGAAUUUGUUCUGUGUACCUCUAUGAUACGAUUCGUGCAAAGAAAACAUCUGAAAUAAUUGGUAAUAUUCAAUUGAAAUCAACUGGAACAGCUGGAGCACUCAACUAUGAUAAUGCAAUAUUUAGCAUUUGGAACUCUGCUUCCAGUUUAGCCACGAGAAGAAAUGUUUGA
Molecule: messenger RNA, 279 nt
Organism: Caenorhabditis remanei
Lineage: Eukaryota; Metazoa; Nematoda; Chromadorea; Rhabditida; Rhabditidae
Exons: 2
Coding region: 1-279 (92 amino acids)
Biological process (GO): sensory perception of chemical stimulus
Cellular component (GO): membrane
Molecular function (GO): transmembrane signaling receptor activity
Source: RefSeq, a predicted model, not a curated record